AGUUUUUUAAUUGAUCGUCCGCUUUUUCUCGCCUCGGGGGGCAGUUUUUGGGACGUUUUACUGGAUAAUGAAGGAAUUCAAGAGGAUCCAGCAGGGAUCGGACGAGAAGUGCAGAGUGAAAAAAGUUUGGGAGGAAACUUUGGAGCAGCUUUUCUUCGCCAUGUCGCGUUUGGAAACUUCAAUCUCAUGAAGAAAACCUCAUCCGCUGCUUUCUCAGGAAGCUGGAUUACUGAAGAAUUCAAAGUGAUCAGUUCUUUUUCUUGUAUUUUUACUGCACGGUUGAAUCUCUUCCCCCCUCCACAAGAUGUCUUCCCAGGCUCGGAGCCCCAUUGUUGGCUUCUGCGGGAUGCUUUGCGUCUUGGCUGCCUGGCUGCCAGGCUCCGGGGCAGUGUUGUCUCCAAACGGGACCAUAUUUGAGGAUAAAUGCAAGAAAACCUCCACUUGUGAGGUUCUGAAAUACAACACAUGUCUGGGAUCGCCUUUGCCAUAUACUCAUACUUCUCUGGUCCUGGCUGAGGACUCCAGCACCCAAGAAGAAGCUUUUGAGAAGUUGACCAUGUGGUCUGGUUUGCGGAACGCUCCUCGCUGUUGGUCGGUCAUCCAGCCUUUGCUCUGUGCCGUCUACAUGCCCAAAUGCGAGAACGGCCGAGUGGAGCUGCCCAGCCAGAGCCUGUGUCUGGCGACGCGUCGGCCGUGCAGCAUCGUGGAUCGGGACCGAGGCUGGCCCACCUUCCUCACAUGUGACAAAUUCCCUGUGGGCUGCGCGAACGAGGUGCAGAAACUGAAGUUCAACACAUCGGGUCAGUGUGAAGCCCCCCUGGUGAAGACCGACAUUCAGUCCAGCUGGUACAAGGACGUGGAGGGCUGCGGCAUCCAGUGCGACAACCCUCUGUUCACCGAGGAGGAGCACAAUGACAUGCACGCCUACAUCGCCUACUUCGGCACCAUCACCCUCCUCUGCACCUUCUUCACACUGGCCACGUUUCUCGCUGACUGGAAAAACUCCAACCGCUACCCGGCCGUCAUCCUCUUCUACAUCAACGCCUGCUUCUUUGUAGGAAGUAUCGGCUGGCUGGCCCAGUUCCUGGACGGAGCGCGCAAGGAGAUUGUGUGCAAGAGCGACAACACAAUGCGACUCGGGGAGCCGUCGUCUUCAGAAACACUCUCAUGUGUCACGAUCUUCAUCAUCGUCUACUACUCCCUGAUGUCGGGCGUGAUUUGGUUCGUGAUGCUCACGUAUGCCUGGCACACGUCCUUCAAAGCCCUGGGAACAACUCACCAGCCGCUGUCCGGUCGAACCUCCUACUUCCACAUGGUCACCUGGUCCGUCCCCUUCGUCCUCACUGUGGCCAUCCUGGCUAUCGCUGAGGUGGACGGAGACUCGGUGAGCGGCAUCUGCUUUGUCGGCUACAGAUACUACAGAUACCGCGCCGGCUUUGUGCUGGCGCCCAUCGGCGUGGUGCUUGUCGUCGGCGGCUACUUCCUCAUUCGGGGUGUCAUGACGUUAUUUUCCAUCAAGAGUAACCACCCAGGACUGUUGAGCGAGAAAGCAGCCAGUAAAAUCAAUGAGACCAUGCUGAGACUUGGUAUAUUUGGAUUCCUCGCUUUUGGCUUCGUGUUCAUCACCUUCGGCUGCCACUUCUAUGACUUCUUCAACCAGGAGGAAUGGGAGAAGAGCUUCAGAGAAUACGUGCUGUGUGAAGCCAACGUGACCAUCGCCUCUCAGACCAACAAGCCGAUCCCAGAGUGCACCAUUAAGAACCGUCCCAGCCUGAUGGUGGAGAAGAUCAACCUGUUCUCCAUGUUCGGGACGGGAAUCGCCAUGAGCACCUGGGUCUGGACCAAAGCCACCAUCCUCAUCUGGAAACGCACCUGGUGCAAGCUCAUCGGCCGCAGCGACAACGAACCGAAGAGGAUCAAGAAGAGCAAGAUGAUCGCCAAGGCUUUUGCGCUCAGGAAGGAGCUCCACAAGGACCCGGAGAAGGAGCUGUCCUUCAGCAUGCACACUGUGUCCCACGAUGGGCCAGUGGCUGGAAUCAAUUUUGACCUGAAUGAGCCGUCCAAUGACAUGUCGUCAGCUUGGGCGCAGCACGUGACCAAGAUGGUGGCCAGAAGAGGCGCCAUCCUGCCUCAGGACAUUUCUGUUACUCCCACUGGUACACCAGUGCCACCUCCAGAGGAGAGGAACAGGCUGUGGAUGGUGGAGGCCGAGAUUUCGCCAGAGAUGAUAAAGAGGAAAAAGAAGAAGAAGAAGAGGAAGAAGGAGGUGCGUCCGGUCGAGGAGGUGGUGGACCACCAGGCGUAUCGUCAGCGGGAGUUUGGGCGCAGCUCAGUGCCCCGACUACCCAAGCUGCCCUGCCACCCGAGCCUGGUGGCCAACCUGCGGGAACAGCAGAGGCAGCAGCAGCAGAAGAUGGAGGAGGAAGUCCUGCCGGGGUCGUACCCCGACUACCAGCCGUCACACCGUCUGUCCUGUGAGGAGAGGUGUCCCUACCUGCAAUAUCAGAGCAGCCGGAGCGACUACGGCCGCAGCCUGCUGUCCAACCCACUGACCCUCAACGAUUGUCCAGAGGAUCUGGGCCUCGGGCCACGCUGCCCCCCACAAACCUCCAACUGGCAGCCCAGCUACCCCGAAGAGAUGGACCUGCCCGAUGGGAUAUCAGAGAGAAUGGCCCACGUGGCUCGGGUACCAGCAGGACGCAGAGCUGGCUACGGACCCAUCCACUCCAGGACCAAUUUAAUGGAGGCGGAGCUCAUGGACGCUGACUCUGACUUCUAAAAUCAAAGCUCCGAUAUUCUGCUUUGUGGUAGACACACAGUAAGCUAGAAAAAAGUGCUGGAUACUUUCACAGAUUCUUACUAAGGUGCACCGAAUUCCCAACGACCAGUGGUCAAGAUGGAAAAAAGCUGGUCAGUCUAUAAUUUCUUUAUAUUUUUAUCAUGUUUUUUUUUUUUGUUUGUUUUGUUGUUUUUUUUAGAAAAGUGAAAGGGAUAAAAUUUAAAAAAAUAUGUUGUGAAUAAGUUAAUGAAAAAAUAUUUUUUAUACUUUAUUUGUGUCCAAUACAUUUUCAAAGGCAACUCCACGAUGACAAAACAAUUAAGGCAGCUAAACUGUGCAUGGCUUGAAACAACACAGAUCUCUUUAUCCUGAAACUCAUUCAGUUCAUCAGCUGGUGUCUGUUCAACCUGCUGGUUACACCAUUAAAGUGUGCGACACAGUGGGAUUCAGUGUUAUUGGUGCCCGUCAAGGAUGAGUUGCUAAUUGAUCCAAUCAGCUUGUUCCUGGGAUAAUCAGAAAUGAUUUCGAUUAAGACGACUCUAGAAAACCGUUUUAGAGUCGAUCAUAUUAUUGGAUUGAUUCUGGGUUAAAAAUUCUGAUUUCUACAGAAUACAGUAUAAGACAAAAAGCUGUAGGCUUCCUGCAAAUACUGUUGAUCCCAAGCCUUGUCUUGUAUUAUAUUUUAAUGUUUUUAAGACUCCAGCUUUGUCUUCUCACUGCUAUAUAGUCACUAAUUACUUGUGUUCAUGUACAGUUAACUUGAGGUACUAACCGUUAUCUCCCUCAUCCUUUUAAUACUAAUAUCACAUACUGGCCGAACUUUAAACACUUGGUUUUAAACAGAAGCGCUGCAGUACUAAAAGCCCAAUAAAGUUUAUUUUGUCACACAGUUUUAAGUCGAACACAUCGUGACUCCACGUCUAAACAGAAUUAGCCAAAUUAUCGUUGUCCUUUCUUUAAUUUUUUGACAUCCUAAAAUACCUGUUAAGUAGUUACUGAGCUAAAAAUACAUACUAAAUAUUUGUAUACGCUCUGUUGCCUGGUGCAAUAAUUCAACCCUUUGUUUAUUUUUUGUUUGGAGGAAAACUUAUUGCAGUCACACUGCAUCGGACUGAAUGGAAUGGCCAUGUUUUUCUUAAUGAAUUCUCCUUGUACAUUUCAACUUUCCUCCCUUGUACAUUUUUUUUAAAGGUUAUUUUUUUACAUCUGUAUUUCUACUUUUGUUUAUCUGUUGUAUAUAUUCAGUUUGAACUGUUCUUGUGUGUUUCCUCUUUGGUGCAGUUUGGAUUUUCUGCACCACAGUCGGCUUGUUUUUUGGAUUUUUUUUUUUUUUUUUUCCCGACAUCUUUUUUUUUUUUCAUCUGAAAAUGCUGAUAUUUGUCAGUCUCUCUCUUUUUUUAAAUGUGUGUACUGUAUAUAUGCUAUUCAUAGAUUUCUCAAUAUGGUUAUUAUUUGUACAAAGUUAUAAUUCUUCUGCUAAGAUAAUAAAUACAAAGGGAAGAGUCAACUGUUCUAUAAAAAAAACAAAAAAAAAACUGCCACCGUUUUUAGUGCUGUAACCAAACUGUCACCUGGUGUCGUCAUGUCAGUUUACACUCGCUGUGGAUAAAUGAUGCUGAAGUGAACUGUGCUAAAUGGCUUCUUUGCCGAAUAUUAGUAUUUCAUGUGAGAUGAGUAAAAGAGAGAAUUAUUUAUGUUCCUGUUGGUUACCACACUGCUAUCUGUUCAACAAUGUGGACAGUUUGGUGACAGAAAUCCAAUAUCUGAUGUCAACCUAAAAAGUUCAAGGAUUUAUUAAAAUAUUAAAUGAAGAUUACUUUUGAAAUGUUUAUGUCUUUAAAAAAAGCAAUUUGUGUUCGAACGCUGUCAAAAGAUUUACUGUUGCUUUUUGUGUUUAGUCUCCCAACUGUGUAAAAAAAAAGAAAAAGAAA
Stegastes partitus (bicolor damselfish) is the source of this 4710-nucleotide messenger RNA. RefSeq names its product smoothened, frizzled class receptor (gene smo). The record is from RefSeq and is a predicted model, not a curated record. Gene Ontology annotation, cellular component: dendrite; plasma membrane; cilium. The transcript is spliced from 12 exons. NCBI's taxonomy places the organism in Eukaryota, Metazoa, Chordata, Actinopteri, Pomacentridae. Gene Ontology annotation, molecular function: patched binding; transmembrane signaling receptor activity. Bases 305 to 2779 code for a protein of 824 amino acids. Gene Ontology annotation, biological process: central nervous system development; pattern specification process; commissural neuron axon guidance.